Messenger RNA from Haemorhous mexicanus (house finch), 1795 nucleotides. It is a transcript of the gene IL4I1, whose product is annotated as interleukin 4 induced 1. Lineage: Eukaryota; Metazoa; Chordata; Aves; Passeriformes; Fringillidae. Gene Ontology annotation, biological process: amino acid catabolic process. The transcript has 7 exons. Bases 135 to 1703 code for a protein of 522 amino acids. The record is from RefSeq and is a predicted model, not a curated record. Gene Ontology annotation, molecular function: polyamine oxidase activity; L-amino-acid oxidase activity.
UUCCGCGUUGCACUGAUUGGCAGAGGGUUUUUGGAAGCACCAGGUUGUUUCUUUUUUUAUUUUUUUCUCCCUCUUAAACUGGGGUAUAAAAUGAAUUCCAAUCUCAGCAGAGGAUUCAUCUUCCUCCUGGAGCGAUGACUGGGGCUGCCCUCUUCCAGAUCCUCCUGCUGGCGGGCCUGCUGAGCGCCAAGCGGUUCCCGUGCUUUCCCGAGUACUGUCUCCAUGACCAGGACUACCAGGAGCUGCUGCAGAUCGUCCAGGGUGGGCUGGAGCCCGCGGCCCGCCCGGCGCACGUGGUGGUGGUGGGCGCGGGCAUCGGCGGGCUGACGGCGGCCAAGCUGCUCCGCGACGCUGGCCACAAGGUUACCAUUCUGGAAAGGAGCAGCUGGGUCGGGGGGCGGAUCCGGACGUACCGGCCCGAGGGACAGGACUGGUACGUGGAGCUGGGAGCCAUGCGCCUGCCGGGCAAGCACAGGCUGGUCCGUGAAUUCAUCCGCCAGUUCAACCUGAAGCUGAACCCUUUCAUCCAGAGCGACAACAACACCUGGUACUUCCUGAAGGGCGCUCGGGUCAGGGCUGAGGAGGUCAACAGGAACCCCGACAUCCUGAAUUACACGCUGAAGCCGUCGGAGCGGGGCAAGAGCCCCGUCCAGCUGUACCGGGAGGUCCUGAGCAAGGCUUUUAAGAAGUUCCAGACCACGGAUUGCAGGAAAUAUCUGGCUCAACACGACUCCUUCUCCACCAAGGAAUAUUUGAUCAAGGUGGGGGAGCUGAGCCGAGGAGCUGUUGAGAUGAUCGGUGACUUGCUGAAUGAGGACUCGGGGUUUUACCUGUCCUUCCUCGCCUCACUGUGGGACUUCGACGUCUUCUCUGAAGAGACUUUUGAUGAAAUCACCGGAGGGUUUGACCAGCUGCCCAAAGCCUUCCACAAGGCUCUGCCCAACGUCGUCCAGUUCAACUGCACCGUGGAGAAGAUCAUGACGAAGGGCGACAAAGUCCGAGUGUUCUACCGAGCCCCGGACACGCUGGCCCCCACCAUCAUCACUGCAGAUUACGUCCUUGUCACCUCCAGUGCCAAAGCUACCAGGCACAUCCAGUUCCUGCCGCCACUGUCCCCCGCCAAGGCCCACGCCCUGCGCUCCAUCAACUACGCCAGUGCCUCCAAAAUUAUCCUGGCCUGCUCCGAGAGGUUCUGGGAGAAGGACGGGAUCCGCGGGGGCUGCUCGGUCACCGACCGCCCCUCCCGCUUCAUCUACUACCCCAGCCACAACUUCUCCAGCGGGGUGGGCGUCAUCCUGGCCUCCUACACCUGGAACAACGACGCCGAGUUCUUCCUGCCCCUCACCGACGAGAAGUGCCUGGACGUGGUGCUCCAAGACCUGGCGGACAUCCACCAGGUGAGCAAGGAGUACCUGCAGUACACCUGUGACCAGCACGUGAUCCACAAGUGGCAGCUGGACCAGCACGCCCUGGGGGCUUUCGCUGCCUUCACCCCGUACCAGUUCGUGGAUUACUCGCAGGCCCUGUUCGCCCACGAGGGCCGGGUGCACUUUGCCGGGGAGCACACGGCCCAGCCCCACGCCUGGAUCGACACGGCCAUGAAAUCGGCCGUCAGGGCCGCCAGCAACAUCCACCACGACAGCGGCGAGGCCGCGGCCAACGGCGAGGGGCUGGGGGGACGCGCGCCGAGGGAAGAGCUCUGAGCCAUCCUUUGGCGGCGUGAAUCUGGUCCUGCUGAUUUAUUAAAAAUAUGGAUACUGGUCUAGCACUGAUAUCCUGCUGUGACGGACAAAAA